UCCAUGUAUGUGUGUUCAUCACGUGGGUGUUUGGUGUCCUCAGAAGACAGAAGAAUGUAUCAGCCGCCCUGCAACAGGAUCUAAGGAUAAUUUUGUGCCACCAUGUUAGUGCUGGGAACCAAGCCCAGGUCUUCUGCAAGAGCAGCUGCAGUGACCUAUGAGGAUGUCCAUGUAAGCUUCACUCAUGAAGAGUGGGCUUUGCUGGAUCCCUCCCAGAAGAAUCUCUAUAAAGAUGUGAUGCUGGAGACCUACUGGAACCUCACAGCUGUAGGUAAGAGUGUUAGUUUUCCUUCACUUUUUAAACACGGGAACAAGCAUUCCUUGGCUAUUCAUGCAUUUCUGAGAUUUCUGUUGUCAAAGAGGAACAAUGUGGUGAAUAAACAGACUUGGUCUCAGGUUCACCAAAGAUACAAAUCGGAAGACCGCAAUAUUGAAGAACACUGUCAACGUUCUAGAAGACGUGGAAGGUAUAACAUCAGUCACUCUGUAUACACUGAAGAGAAACUCUGUGAACAUAAUCAAUGCAGUAAAGCCUCUGCAAAGUUCAGUAGUCUUAGAAAACAUGAAAAAAUUCAUACUAGAGGAAAACCCUAUGAAUGUAAUCAAUGUGGUAAAGCCUUUGCAAGUCGCAAAUAUCUUACAAUACAUAAAAGAACUCAUAAUAGAGAAAAACUCUAUGAAUGUAAUGAAUGUGGUAAAUCCUUUACAAGUCGCAGUUAUCUUCCAAUCCAUAAAAGAAUUCAUACGGGUGAGAAACCCUAUAAUUGCAGUGAAUGUGGAAAAACCUUUGCAUAUAGCAAUUCUUUUCAAAAACACAAAAAAACUCAUACAGGAGAAAAACCCUAUAAUUGCAAUGAAUGUGGUAAAGCAUUUGCACAUCGCGGUUCUCUUCAAGUACACAAAAGAUCUCAUACGGGAGAGAAACCCUACAAUUGCAAUGUAUGUGGUAAAGCAUUUUUAACUCGCCAUUACCUUCAAGUACAUGAAAUAGUACAUACAGGAGAGAAACCAUAUUUAUGUGAUCAGUGCGGUAAAGCCUUUGCAUGUCACAGUAGUCUUCAAAUACACAAAAGAACUCACACUGGAGAGAAACCCUUUAAAUGUAAUCACUGUGAUAAAGACUUUGCAAGUCGUGCAAGUCUUCAAAAUCAUGAAAAACAUCACACUGGAGAGAAACCCUAUGCAUGUAAUCAGUGUGGUAAAGCCUUUACACGUCAGAGUGUCCUGCAUAGGCAUAAAAUAAUUCAUACAGGAGAGAAACCCUAUAAUUGCAAUGAAUGUGGCAAAGCAUUUGCACGCCGUGGUGCUCUUCAAAUACACAAAAGAACUCAUACAGGAGAGAAGCCUUUUGAUUGCAAUGAAUGUGGUAAAGCAUUUUCAACUCGCCGUCAUCUUCAAGUACAUGAAAUAAUGCAUAUGGGAGAGAAACCAUAUGCAGGUGAUCAAUGUGGUAAAGCCUUCACAAGUCACAGUAAUCUUCAAGUACAUGAAAUAACUCACACUGGAGGGAAGCCCUAUGAAUGUAAUCAGUGUGGUAAAGUCUUUGCAUGUCGCAGUAAUCUUCAAGUACAUGAAAGAACUCACACUGGAGAGAAACCCUAUGAAUGUAAUCAAUGUGGAAAAGCCUUUGCAAGUCGUACUAAUCUUCAGAAUCAUGAAAAACAUCAUACUGGAGAGAAACCCUAUGGAUGUAAUCAGUGUGGUAAAGCCUUUGCACUGAAGUGUAAACUUCACAGGCAUGAAAAAAUUCAUACUGGAGAGAAACCCUAUGGCUGUAACCAGUGUGGUAAAAACUUUGCAUUAAAGUGUGAUCUUCAAAUACAUGAACGAAUUCAUACUGGAGAAAAACCCUAUGCAUGUAAUCAAUGUGAUAAAGCCUUUGCAAGUCGCGUAUAUCUCAGAAAACACAAAAGAAUUCAUACCGGAGAGAAACCAUUUGAAUGUACUCAGUGUGGCAAAGCCUUUGCACGUCGCAGUUAUCUUCAUGUACACAAAAGAAGUCAUACUGGAGAGAAACCGUAUGAAUGUACUCAAUGUGGUAAAGCCUUUUCAUUUCGCAGUAAUCUUUAUACACACAAAAGAUGCCAUACUGGAGAGAAACCGUAUGAAUGUACUCAGUGUGGUAAAGCCUUUUCAUGUCCCAGUAGUCUUUAUACACACAAAAGACGUCAUACUGGAGAAAUGAUAUGAAUGUUGUCACAGACACGAGGACAAGUUGUGGAGGCUUUGCUUGACAAAGGUUCA
Messenger RNA from Acomys russatus (golden spiny mouse), 2244 nucleotides. Its product is annotated as zinc finger protein 431-like. Gene Ontology annotation, molecular function: RNA polymerase II cis-regulatory region sequence-specific DNA binding; DNA-binding transcription factor activity, RNA polymerase II-specific. The transcript has 4 exons. Gene Ontology annotation, biological process: regulation of DNA-templated transcription. NCBI's taxonomy places the organism in Eukaryota, Metazoa, Chordata, Mammalia, Rodentia, Muridae. Bases 103 to 2190 code for a protein of 695 amino acids. The record is from RefSeq and is a predicted model, not a curated record.